ACAGUGGGCGUGGCCGAAUCCGUUUGCGGAAGUUUGUUUAGUUUGGCGAAACCAAAGAAAGGAGUUUACUCAAAGAUUCCUAACAACAUACGUGUUUUCAGGCUCUCAAAUAGAUGGAUCUCAGCUCGGAUAAAAUUAAACGAAUUUUGUCAAAGUACAAAUUCAACGAAGUUGCCAUUGAAGAAUUGCAGAAAAUCCAUCGUAUCUACCCAGAACUGAAGCCCUUCACUGGCACAUACACCUUUAGUGACAGCAGCCAAAGAGAUCUCCUGAAGCUGAUUGGGAAUAUACCUGUGAAAUAUGAAGGGCGAAGCUACAACUUCCCAAUUCAGCUGUGGCUAAUAGAUUCAUUCCCUUUCACUCCUCCCAUCUGCUUCUUGAGACCUACUUCUAAUAUGGUUAUCCGAGAAGGAAAACAUGUGGAUGCCAAAGGACGUAUUCAUCUGCCUGGACUGCACAACUGGGAUUAUCCCAAAUCAUCAGUAGUCGGUCUCUUAAAUGAAAUGAUUGCAAAGUUUGAAGAGGAUCCUCCACUGUCCACGAGAAGCACGACUCAGAACAAAGAUCCAUAUGAACUUUUGGCCAUGGUCUCAAAUUUCCAAGUCAAUGACGGUAGUGUCAGACAUCAGGACCAACAGAAUAUUAAAGUUUCAGUUAUUGGAGGUGGAGAUUUGGGGAUGGCGUCGGUGCUGAGUAUUGUAGCAAAGUGUAAAGUAAGUAAACUGGUCUUCAUCGAUGUUACGGAAAGUUCAACAAAGGGGGGCACUACAGAUCUUGAAAUCUUCAACGUCCCGAAGGUGGAGGUGUCCAGAGACUUGUCAUCUUCUGCCGGCUCCAGAGUGGUGGUGGUGACUGCGAAUGCCUGGAGCAGCGAACAGUCGUACGUGAAGGUGGUACAGACAAAUGUGGAUAUGUACAGAGGAAUCAUACCAAACCUGGCACGUCUGAGCCCCAGUGCUGUUGUUGUCGUUGCCUCUCAGCCAGUGGAUGUAAUGACUCAUGUUGCUUGGAGACAAAGUGGCUUUCCACCAACAAGAGUGAUCGGCGCCGGGUGCAACUUGGACUCAGAGAGACUCAGCCGGGUUUUAGAUAUAAACCUCAACACUCACAAACAAGCAUGGGUCAUCGGAGAGCUCUCAGACAACAAAGUUCCUGUUUUGAGUAACACCAGCCUGAACUCCAGCACGAGGCCAGAAAUUGCACCUGCUUCUAGUGCGACCAAGCCUUUGUUAGACAGAGGCUUUGAAAUGAUAAAUAAAGGUCAACGCUCAUGGUCUGUGGGGCUGUCCAUCGCUGACAUCACAAACAGCAUUUUGACUGAUCAGAUGAAGGCUCACUCCGUGUCCACACUAGCCCAGGGAUGGGGCGGCAUCGCUUCGGAGGUUUUCCUGAGUUUGCCGUGUGUUUUGGGGGCAAACGGCUCAACACGUCUCGCGGGAAUCUCACUAGGAGAAGAGGACGACUCCAAACUGAAAGGCAGUGUUUCUUCUCUUACAAACCUCAUGGGUCAAAUUCAAAUAUGAUCCGAAAAAAAAAGUAGUUCUCUGUCUUAUUGCACUGUGGCAACACGGGAAAUGGACAGUGGUUGGUUUACGAACUGAACUAAAUCUAAAGGUUUUGUUUGUGGCUUUGCACUUAUGAGUUUACAUCUGAUUUCUCAAAAUGACCUUUGACCUCAGAAUAUGUUAUUGUAAUGCAGCAUAAAUAUUGAAAAGCUUUAUUCUUACGUGUGUGUCAUAUCCUAAAGCAAUAAUACUAACAUAGUUUCUUAUUAUUCAGGAUUUCGGGCUGUGGUUGUGGCUUUGAUAUUAUUUAUUAUUAACAAUGUUCUUAAUGGAACUAGCUUCUCUAUACUGUUUGUAUAGGUUAAAUAUGCAAGAUAAAUGCCUUAAUUAAUCCAAAUAUGCCAUGGAAAGAAAUGGGGUGGUGCAAUGAAAGAAUAAAAACAGCAGAGUUUGAAGUUUGAACUCUUUAUAAACCUCACAUACAGGAGGUGGUUGUUGCAAAUAUAUAUAUAUCAGAUCACAAAUUCACAACAGAAUAUUCAGAAUCGAAUGUAUAAAUUGAACCAAUGAACCUCGGACGCAAUAAAAAUGCAUCUGUA
Molecule: messenger RNA, 2104 nt
Organism: Periophthalmus magnuspinnatus
Lineage: Eukaryota; Metazoa; Chordata; Actinopteri; Gobiiformes; Gobiidae
Gene: uevld
Product: UEV and lactate/malate dehyrogenase domains
Exons: 12
Coding region: 114-1523 (469 amino acids)
Biological process (GO): carboxylic acid metabolic process; protein modification process; protein transport
Molecular function (GO): oxidoreductase activity, acting on the CH-OH group of donors, NAD or NADP as acceptor
Source: RefSeq, a predicted model, not a curated record